CAUCCUUUUGCUGGAAAUGGGGCGUGCUGGCUUGAUGUCAAUGUGCAACGUUUAAUCACCGAGGUAAAUACCAAAACGUCGGCACGACUACGGGCUGCAGCCUUGCCGGGGAAUCUCAUCACACACACAUGGAGCGACGGAGAGAGAGUCUGAAGGUUCUGCGGCUUACUAUUCAAAGAGAGCAACUUGUUCAUUCUUAAUGAUCCAGCUUCUCGAUUUGUUGGUGUCGCGGUAUAGGAAUCAGUGAAGGGAAAUAACGGAAAGAUAGCCAAUAGAUCGAGUAGCGACGAAAGAGAUGAUGGUGGGAACCGAUACUUGGAAGGCUCAUGCAGCCAUGGUACUGGUUCAGAUGAACUAUGCUGGAUACCACGUAAUCGCCAAGUUGGCCCUCAAUGUUGGAAUGAACCAGGUGGUCUUCUGCGUCUACAGGGACAUGCUGGCUCUCGCCCUGCUCGCCCCCAUCGCCUAUUACCGAGAAAAAAGGAUCCGGUCGCCGAUAUCUCGUCAGCUUCUUGUGUCGUUCUUCUUUCUUGGUCUAACGGGUAUAUUUGGUAAUCAGCUUCUGUUUCUGAUUGGUCUUGGAUAUACGAGUCCAACAUAUGCUGCAGCUGUACAGCCUGCUGUACCAGUAUUUACAUUUAUUUUGGCUGCAUUAAUGGGCACAGAGACAGUUAAUUUAAAAACAAUUGAAGGCCAGUUGAAAGUUCUAGGCACCCUUAUCUGUGUUUCUGGAGCUAUGCUGAUGGCAUCAUUUAGGGGUCCGGCAGUUAUUGGAAGUGGGUUUCUGGACCUUGCUGCUCACAGUGAGAUAAAUGUGCUAGCCCAACCAGAGCCUAUUGGGUGGUUAUCUCCUCGUCUAAUGGAGUUUGGGCUUGAAAGAUGGCACAUUGGUAUCCUGUGCUUGAUAGGAAACUGCUUAUGCAUGUCUAUAUAUCUGGCCUUACAGGCUCCAAUUUUAAAGAGAUACCCCGCUAACUUGUCAUUGACAGCAUAUUCUUAUUUCUUUGGUGCUCUUUUCAUGACUUUUACUGGAGUAUUUUCAACCAAUGGCUAUGCUGAUUGGGUCUUGACACAAUCUGAGAUACGCACAGUGAUAUAUGCUGGAGUUGUUGCAUCUGCUAUCAACUAUGGGCUUCUGACUUGGGCUAAUAAGAUCAUCGGUCCCACAUUAGUGGCAUUGUAUAACCCAGUUCAACCUGUUGCAUCUGCCUUUUUGUCAAGAAUUUUCCUUGGAAGCACGAUAUAUAUGGGAAGUAUUUUUGGAGGAUCUCUUAUAGUCGCUGGUUUAUAUAUUGUGACAUGGGCACGCUAUAGAGAGCGACUUGCAAGUGUAGGGCUACAUGUUCAUGAACUUGCACCAUUACUUAAAAUUUCAUCACCCACGGGCAACAGUAUGGAUGAAAAAAGAAUCACUUGAAUGUUGGCAGACAGCGUAUGUAUUCUUGUUUCUGGUUUUCGAUUCCGUUGGAGGAGCACAUCCACAUGCAUGCGGACACAAGCACAGACAAGGACGGGAUUCAAAGAAGG
This is a messenger RNA of Nymphaea colorata (pocket water lily), 1527 nucleotides long. RefSeq names its product WAT1-related protein At4g19185-like. The transcript has 7 exons. The record is from RefSeq and is a predicted model, not a curated record. NCBI's taxonomy places the organism in Eukaryota, Viridiplantae, Streptophyta, Magnoliopsida, Nymphaeales, Nymphaeaceae. Gene Ontology annotation, molecular function: transmembrane transporter activity. Gene Ontology annotation, cellular component: plasma membrane. The coding region runs from base 296 to 1417 and encodes 373 amino acids.